This is a messenger RNA of Exophiala bonariae, 759 nucleotides long. RefSeq names its product U2 snRNP complex subunit (gene LEA1). The record is from RefSeq and is a predicted model, not a curated record. The transcript has 3 exons. Gene Ontology annotation, biological process: mRNA splicing, via spliceosome. Gene Ontology annotation, cellular component: U2 snRNP. Gene Ontology annotation, molecular function: protein binding; U2 snRNA binding. NCBI's taxonomy places the organism in Eukaryota, Fungi, Ascomycota, Eurotiomycetes, Chaetothyriales, Herpotrichiellaceae. Bases 1 to 759 code for a protein of 252 amino acids.
AUGCGGCUUACAGCCGACCUCAUCAAUAACUCCCUCUCCUAUUUAAACCCACUCAAAGAGCGCGAGCUGGAUCUACGAGGCCACAAAAUCCCCACCAUUGAAAAUUUGGGUGUCGCGGGUCCUCAAGAUGCGAUUGAUUUUACCGACAACGACAUCACCACUCUAGCUAAUUUUCCUCUCUCGCCGCGCCUAAACACCUUAUUAUGCGCCAGAAAUCGUAUACAGACCGUCGAUAGACGCAUUUCAGAGCAGUUGCCGAACCUGACGACGUUAGUACUCACUGCGAACCGAGUGAGGGAGUUGGGUGAUCUCGAGGGCCUCAGUCGGUGUAAUGGACUGAUACAUUUGAGUCUGCUGGAAAACCCGGUAACCAAGAAAGAGCAUUAUAGGCUCUACUUCAUCUGGUCGAUCCCGUCACUCCGUUUCCUGGAUUUCCAGAGGGUACGAGAAGCUGAUAGGGAGAAAGCGAAAGAACUUUUUGGAACACAUGAAGAACCAACAGAACUAGCCUCGAAGAUCAGAGGAAUCAAAACUCGGUCGUUCGACGUGGGUGGCGGUGCAGCUGGCACUACUAAUGGGAAGGACGACAGUGGCUCGCGACAUGGUGUGCGCACACAGUUGACAGAUACGGAGAAGAAGAGGGUGCAGGAGAUGAUCAAAAACGCAAAGAGUCUCGCAGACAUUACUCGUAUUGAGAAGGACCUGGCUGAGGGUAGGAUACCGGCGGGUGCAGCUGAUGCAGACCGGAUGGCAUCAUGA